UUGGCUCUGGGGGCUCAGGUUUGGGUUUGGGGCUCUGGCUGACUCUGGGGGCUCGGGGUUGGGUUGGGUUUGGGGCUCAGGUUUGGGUUUGGGGGCUCAGGUUCGGCUCAGGUUCGGCUCUGGGGCUCAGGUUUGGCUCUGGCUGCCUCUGGGGCUCAGGUUUGGCUCUGGCUGCCUCUGGGGCUCAGGUCUGGCUCUGGGGCUCAGGUCUGGCUCAGGUCUGGCUCAGGUCUGGCUCAGGUCUGGCUCAGGUCUGGCUCAGCUCUGGGGCUCAGGUCUGGCUCAGGUCUGGCCCAGGUCUGGCUCAGGUCUGGCUCUGGGGCUCAGCACCGUGCCCGUGGCCCAGAUGACGACGCUGACGCACCGGGGCCGGCGGGCCGAGGGCCGCGGCGCCGACAGGAGGCCGGAGGAGGAGGAGGAGGAGGCCGGGGAGCCCGGCCAGGAGCAGCCCGAGGACUCCAAGGACAUGCGGCUCACCCUGAUGGAGGAGGUGCUGCUCCUGGGGCUGAAGGACAAGGAGGGCUACACGUCCUUCUGGAACGACUGCAUCUCGGCGGGGCUGCGCGGGGCCGCGCUCGUCGAGCUGGCGCUGCGCGGGCGCAUCCGCCUGGAGCCGCGCGCCGCGCGCCGCAGGAGCCUGCUGGACAGGAAGGUGCUGCUGAAGUCGGACGCUCCCACCGGGGACGUGCUCCUGGACGAGACCCUGCGGCACAUCAAGGCCACCGAGCCCGCGGAGACGGUGCAGACCUGGAUCGAGCUGCUCACGGGAGAGACCUGGAACCCCUUCAAGCUGCAGUACCAGCUGCGCAACGUGCGGGAGCGCCUGGCCAAGGCUCUGGUGGAGAAGGGCAUCCUGACCACGGAGAAGCAGAACUUCCUCCUCUUCGACAUGACCACCCACCCGGUCAGCAACGCCAACGAGAAGCAGCGGCUGCUGAAGAAGCUCCAGGAGAGCGUCCUGGAGCGUUGGGUCAACGAGCCCCAGCGCAUGGAGCGCAGGACCCUGGCCCUGCUGGUGCUGGCCCACGCCUCCGACGUGCUGGAGAAUGUUUUUGGCAGCCUGGCCGACGACAAGUACGACGUGGCCAUGAACAGGACCAAGGACCUGCUGGACAUGGACCCUGAGGUGGAAGCUGCCAAAGGCAAGGGCACCGAGAUGAUCUGGGCCGUGCUGGCGGCCUUCAAUAAGUCCUAA
This is a messenger RNA of Lonchura striata (white-rumped munia), 1195 nucleotides long. It is a transcript of the gene GOLPH3L, whose product is annotated as golgi phosphoprotein 3 like. Gene Ontology annotation, biological process: Golgi organization; Golgi vesicle budding; retrograde vesicle-mediated transport, Golgi to endoplasmic reticulum. Gene Ontology annotation, molecular function: phosphatidylinositol-4-phosphate binding. The record is from RefSeq and is a predicted model, not a curated record. Lineage: Eukaryota; Metazoa; Chordata; Aves; Passeriformes; Estrildidae. Gene Ontology annotation, cellular component: cytosol; trans-Golgi network; Golgi cisterna.